CGCGAGGAAUCGCGCAUGCGUCGACGCCGGAGACGCUCCUGAUUUGACGGGCCCGGACUCGAGCACACGGCCCACUAUAUUGCAAGGCUGUCCGUUGGUAGCGCGCCGCCAUCUGCACCUGCCUACUCUGUUGUUUUGGUCGGAGCGCUGGGAGGGGUCAUUAUUUCGCAGCGAGCCGUGGGAGGAGGAGGCUUUUCCUGAGACACCGACAGAAGCGUGUGGCCACGGAUUCAGCACCACUAGAUAGAGGAAAGCGUCCGGCUCGGGUCGAUUUUCACCGUUCGCUGCGGGUUAACUGAACGGGAGGGCACCGAUCUUUGGACGUACCCGGUCGAACCAGGCGUUGUACGCAGUUUGUGGACCUGCUCGAGGCGUCAUCUCCAACAGUUAAAGAGACCAUGACGACCGCCACCUCCCCAAUACUCUUGAAGUGGGACCCUAAGAGUCUUGAAAUCCGCACCUUGACUGUGGAGAGGCUGUUGGAGCCUCUCGUCACACAGGUGACUACCCUGGUGAACACCAGCAAUAAAGGGCCAUCCAGUAAGAAGAAGGGCCGCUCUAAGAAGGCCCACGUCCUGGCAGUGUCUGUCGAGCAGGCUACACAGAACUUCCUGGAGAAAGGUGAGCAGAUUGCCAAAGACAGCCAGGACCUGAAGGAGGAGCUCAUCGCUGCGGUGGAGGAUGUGCGUAAACAAGGAGAGACCAUGCGCAUUGCCUCAUCGGAGUUUGCCGACGACCCGUGCUCCUCUGUGAAACGGGGCACCAUGGUGAGGGCUGCCCGCGCCCUGCUCUCUGCUGUCACCCGUCUGCUCAUCCUCGCUGACAUGGCUGACGUCAUGAGGCUGCUGGCCCACCUCAAAAUUGUGGAGGAGGCCCUGGAGGGGGUUAAAAAUGCGUCCAAUGAACAGGACCUGGCCAACCGCUUUAAAGAGUUUGGGAAGGAGAUGGUGAAGCUGAACUACGUGGCAGCCCGGAGACAACAGGAACUGAAAGACCCCCAGUGUCGAGAUGAGAUGGCGGCCGCACGCGGGGCUCUGAAGAAAAACGCCACCAUGCUGUACACGGCCUCACAGGCCUUCUUACGCCAUCCAGAUGUGGCAGCCACGCGUGCCAACCGAGACUACGUCUUCAAGCAGGUGCAGGAGGCCAUUGGAGGCAUUUCGAGUGCUGCUCAGGCCACCUCGCCCACUGAUGAGAAGCACGGCCAUGCUGGCAUUGGGGAAUUGGCCGCUGCCCUCAAUGAAUUUGAUAACAAGAUCAUCCUGGAUCCUCUGACAUUCAGCGAGGCCCGUUUCCGGCCCUCUCUGGAGGAGCGUCUGGAGAGCAUUAUCAGCGGUGCCGCUCUGAUGGCUGACUCGUCGUGCACGCGCGAUGACCGGCGUGAGCGCAUCGUGGCUGAGUGCAAUGCCGUGCGACAGGCCCUUCAGGACUUGUUGAGCGAGUACAUGAACAACACUGGCAGGAAAGAGAAAGGUGAUCCACUGAACUCAGCCAUUGACAAGAUGACCAAAAAGACCAGGGACCUGCGCAGACAGUUGAGGAAGGCAGUGAUGGACCACAUCUCAGACUCCUUCCUGGAGACCAACGUGCCUCUGUUGGUGCUCAUCGAAGCGGCCAAGAGCGGUAACGAGAAGGAGGUCAAGGAGUAUGCCCAGGUGUUCCGUGAACAUGCCAACAAACUGGUGGAGGUGGCCAACCUGGCCUGCUCCAUCUCAAACAAUGAGGAGGGCGUGAAGCUGGUUCGUAUGGCUGCCACUCAGAUUGACAGCUUAUGUCCACAGGUCAUCAACGCGGCGCUCACGCUAGCCGCCCGCCCCCAAAGCAAGGUGGCGCAGGACAACAUGGACGUUUUCAAGGACCAGUGGGAGAAGCAGGUUCGCAUCCUGACGGAGGCCGUGGACGACAUCACCUCGGUGGACGACUUCCUCUCUGUCUCAGAAAACCACAUCCUCGAAGAUGUCAACAAAUGCGUUAUUGCCCUGCAAGAGGGAGAUGUGGACACUCUUGACCGAACUGCUGGAGCCAUCCGGGGCCGAGCCGCUCGUGUGGUCCACAUCAUUAACGCCGAGAUGGAAAACUAUGAACCCGGGGUCUAUACUGAGCGCGUGCUGGAGUCAAUCAAGCUGCUGUCUGAGACCGUCAUGCCCCGUUUUGCUGAACAAGUGGAAGUGGCCAUCGAGGCGCUGAGCACGAACCCGCCGCAGGCCUUUGAGGAGAACGAGUUCAUCGAUGCGUCCCGUUUGGUGUACGACGGUGUCCGUGACAUCAGGAAAGCUGUGCUCAUGAUAAGGACCCCGGAGGAGCUGGAAGACGACUCUGACUUUGAACAGGAGGACUACGAUACUCGCAGCAGGACUAGUGUCCAGACUGAAGAUGACCAGCUUAUAGCCGGCCAGAGCGCCCGGGCCAUCAUGGCGCAGCUUCCCCAGGAGGAGAAGGCCAAGAUCGCGGAGCAGGUGGAGAGCUUCAGACAGGAGAAGUGCAAGCUAGACGCAGAGGUGGCCAAGUGGGACGACAACGGCAAUGACAUCAUCGUGCUGGCCAAGCAGAUGUGUAUGAUCAUGAUGGAGAUGACAGACUUUACCAGGGGCAAAGGUCCCCUUAAGAACUCCUCAGACGUGAUCAACGCAGCCAAGAAGAUUGCAGAGGCUGGUUCCAGGAUGGACAAAUUGGCCCGCGCCGUUGCAGAUCAGUGCCCUGAUUCGGCGUGCAAGCAGGAUCUGCUGGCCUACCUGCAGAGAAUCGCCCUGUACUGUCAUCAGCUCAACAUCUGCAGCAAGGUGAAAGCCGAGGUGCAGAACCUGGGCGGAGAGCUGAUCGUGUCCGGGCUGGAUAGCGCCACCUCCCUGAUCCAGGCGGCCAAGAACCUGAUGAACGCAGUGGUGCUGACCGUCAAGGCGUCCUACGUGGCCUCCACCAAGUACCAGAAGGUGUACGGGACGGCGGCCGUGAACUCCCCCGUGGUGUCGUGGCGCAUGAAGGCCCCCGAGAAGAAGCCGCUGGUGAAGCGGGAGAAGCCCGAGGAGUGUCAGACGCGCGUGCGACGGGGCUCCCAGAAGAAGCACAUCUCCCCCGUCCAGGCCCUCAGCGAAUUCAAGGCCAUGGACUCCUUCUAAGAAAAAAAAAGGUCACGCGUUGCCCGAGAGAAGAAGGCGACACGCGGCGGCGACGAGCUGAUGAAAAAGCCCCUUUUUACGUUGUGUUAACCCACCUCUGUUUGCCCCGCGCGUGCCCGGCGGCGCCACCGGGAGGACUGCCGUACGUCAUAACCUGCCGCAGCGCAGCUCUCGUGGAGACAGCCGGCACACACCCGACACUAUUUAUCGAUCUUAUUGUAGCUUAAUAUGUGAGAGCCUUCUUUUGAAAAAUAUGGGUGUUUAAAAAAAAAACAUAUCAAAGGACGAGUGGCAUUUAAAAAAAAAAAAACUUGUGGCGGUUGAUAUUCUAGCUAUAUCAUUAACGUGCUACCGGCUGGCUGCUUGUAAACACAUUUAAACUGUCUGAAUGGAAACCCUGAAUGGUUCAGUAUAGAGGUUAUUAUAAAGGGAAUAUCUCUUGGUAUGCUCCCUUUUGAUUUUGUUUUUGAAUUUCAAUGUUAACCUGUAGUGCUACAGUAGGAAUAACUUAUCUUCAAGAUACCUGGAAGUGUCGGCAUCCAAGUACAGUAGUUCCCUUGUUCCUGAUGGUUAUAAUAAUAAUAAUAAUAAUCCAUACGGUGUUUUUGUUCUUUCCAAAGCACACUUAUGGUCUAAUGUAUUGCCUUUUUAAAUUCCAUUUAUUUAAUGAUUGAGUCACUAACUGUGAUGACCUGGUUUGGAGGCUGUGUAGCAUAUAAAUAGACAGAGAGGUUUGACUAGUUGUGGUUUGCUCAGAGACUAGAGAUCCCUGCAUACGGUACCUUUAUAUUCACCAUUCUCUAAUAAAUCCCUAAACCCUAAAA
Messenger RNA from Betta splendens (Siamese fighting fish), 3940 nucleotides. It is a transcript of the gene ctnna2, whose product is annotated as catenin (cadherin-associated protein), alpha 2. Gene Ontology annotation, molecular function: beta-catenin binding; structural molecule activity; actin filament binding. Bases 399 to 3116 code for a protein of 905 amino acids. Gene Ontology annotation, biological process: cell migration; cell-cell adhesion. The record is from RefSeq and is a predicted model, not a curated record. Gene Ontology annotation, cellular component: adherens junction; actin cytoskeleton; catenin complex. The transcript is spliced from 18 exons. NCBI's taxonomy places the organism in Eukaryota, Metazoa, Chordata, Actinopteri, Anabantiformes, Osphronemidae.